Molecule: messenger RNA, 579 nt
Organism: Spirodela intermedia
Lineage: Eukaryota; Viridiplantae; Streptophyta; Magnoliopsida; Alismatales; Araceae
Source: the annotation of a GenBank genome assembly
AUGUCUCGCUGGGUCAGGCCAGAGGUUGGUGUUCACCUCUAUUCCAUUUUCUCUCCAAUCAUCAUCAUCAUCAUCAUCAUCAUCUUCUUCUUCUUCUUCUUCGUCUGCUGUUGUUUCUCAUGCAUGAAACCAUAGUAGAGAGAGAGAGAGAGAGAGAAGAGUUGACCGGUGUUCUAACAUGGUGGCCCCGGUUUUGGUUUGGUUUCCUUGUCAGGUCUAUCCGCUCAUCGCCGCCAUGGGAUUCGUCUCGAGCAUGUGCAUCUUCCAGCUCACCAGGAACGCCUUCAUGAACCCCGACGUCAGGUUUGAUCUCCCUCUCUCUCUCUCUCUCUCUCUCCCUCUCUCUUUCUUCUCUCUCUCUCUCUAUCCGUUUAGCCAUCAGUCUGAAACCCAUGGGGUGUGUGGGGUUGCAGGAUCAAGAAGGCCCAGAGGAUGACGCCCAUCCAGGACAACGCGGAGCAGGGCGAGAAGUACACGCAGCACGGCUUCCGCCACCUCCUCUACCGCAAUCGCCCCUGGAUUUUCCCCGCUGCCGACUUCUCCGCCUCCGCCUCCGCCGCCACCGCCGACGACCACUAG